AACCAGCUUGACAAGGAUGAAUAACAACAACAGCAAGAGUAGUUCAUAUUCUCUUCCUUUUCUUCCUCUUCACCUUCUUCAUCAUAUAUUCCUUACAACCCCACACUUUUACUUCACAGGAGCUGUUCUUCUCAUAUUCCUGCCCAGCUAUCAUCAAUCUAUACAGAAUGAACUGAGUUGCUUACUGUACAGUAGUAUUCAGCAUGAGUUGUGGCCUCUUGAUGACAUUGAUCCAAAGAAGGCAAAGUUCCCCUGUUGUUUGGUUUGGACUCCUCUCCCUAUCGUCUCUUGGUUGGCACCAUUUGUUGGACAUGUUGGCAUUUGCAGGGAGGAUGGUGCUAUUUUAGAUUUUGCAGGCUCCAAUUUUGUGAAUGUUGAUGAUUUUGCAUUUGGUGCCGUUGCUAGGUAUCUCCAACUUGAUAGAAAACAGUGUUGUUUUACCCCAAAUCUGGGUGGCCACACUUGCAAGCAUGGCUACAAGCAUGCAGAGUUUGGGACUGCACUCACCUGGGAUGAUGCCCUGCAAUCAAGCACUCGCUACAUUGAGCACAAAACCUACAACAUCUUCACUUGCAAUUGCCACUCAUUCGUAGCAAACUUUUUGAAUCGGAUAUGCUAUGGUGGAUCAAUGAAUUGGAACAUGGUGAAUGUGGCGGCUUUAGUACUGCUGAAGGGGCAUUGGGUUGAUGCCUUUUCUGUCUUGAAGUCAUUCCUCCCUUUUCUACUUGUGCUCUGUCUAGGUGUUUUCAUGGUUGGAUGGCCAUUCAUGGUGGCGCUUUUCUCCUUCUCUUCUCUCCUUUUGCUGUGGUUUGUACUUGGUUCUUAUUGUCUUAAGACCUUGUUAGACUGCUAGUAAUUUCUUGUUUUGAGUGGGGGGAACAAUUUUGAACAGUUUAUUGAAUAAAUAUGUGAAAUGUCUUUAGUUCCUGCUACAGGUUGGAUAUAUACAACUCGAAGCAAAUGUAUUUGACAUGGUGAAUCAAUUAGACAUUGACUUUGGA
This is a messenger RNA of Fragaria vesca subsp. vesca, 1001 nucleotides long. RefSeq names its product protein REVERSION-TO-ETHYLENE SENSITIVITY1-like. Lineage: Eukaryota; Viridiplantae; Streptophyta; Magnoliopsida; Rosales; Rosaceae. The record is from RefSeq and is a predicted model, not a curated record. Bases 17 to 853 code for a protein of 278 amino acids. The transcript has 4 exons. Gene Ontology annotation, biological process: regulation of ethylene-activated signaling pathway; response to ethylene. Gene Ontology annotation, cellular component: Golgi apparatus; endoplasmic reticulum.